ACCAGAACACGGGUGUUUGUUUGCAGAGGGUGGGUCGCUUGUCCGCGGUAGCUCCGACUCGACGCCUCGGUUCAUAAGUCACAUAUAGUCCUUAGCAAGAACCGCCAAACAGUCUCAUGAUAUCGAAGACCAAAUUGACAAAACACCAACGAAGGCUUCGACACAGCGCUUGAAUUGGAGAAGUGUUUUUUUUUUUUUUUUUUUACACCCAACAGAUCUAUGGCCCACUUUGGGUCCGACAUUUUGGUUUCUGUAAAAUCUGCCUUCUUUUUCAGCGGAAAAGCGAUGAAGACAUUACUUUUUUCCCAAACGUUAGGAGGUGUAUGCCUGUUCUUCGUGUGUGGUGCUUCUGCUGUUGAUUCAGACAGAGUGUCAGUGCCAGUGAUGGAGGGAGAUACAGUGACAUUAUACUCUGAUGUUGAAUUGAACCAAACAGACAGAAUGAUAUGGCUUUUUGGAGUCAAUCGCAUCGCUGUAAUUAAUAAAGAUCAAAGAAAGAUCUGUGAAGAUGAUAAAUGUAAAGAGAGAUUCAAAGACAGACUGAAGGUGAAUCAGACUGGAUCUCUGACCAUCAUGAACACCAGAACCACAGACUCUGGAGAAUAUACACUAAAGAUCACCAGCCGCAACAUCGACAAUAUCUUUAGUGUUACUGUACAUGAUGUUUCUGCUGCUGAACGAGAUGAAAUGAAGAGAAAGUCAGUGAAGGAGGGAGAAUCUGUUACUUUAGAUCCUGGUGUAGUAAAAAACCCCAAUUAUUUGAUGAGAUGGUAUUUUAAUGACAUUUGCAUUGCUGUUGUCAACGGAAAUCAGAGUAAGGUCUGUACAGAUGAACAGUGGUUUGAGAGACUGGAGCUGGAUCAUCAGACUGGAUCUCUGACCAUCAUGAACACCAGAAUCACAGACUCUGGAGAUUAUAAACUGAAGAUCAGCAGCAGCAGAUUCAACAUUAUUAGGAGCUUCACUGUUAAUGUCUCUGAUGUUUCAGAUUCAGGAUCGUCUUCAGCUGCCGCUGUUGUUGCUGUUCUUCUUCUUCUUCUUCUGCUCGUUGCUGCUGUGAUUUACUAUAAGCGCCAAGCAAUAAUGAAAUGCAUCAGGAGGAAGCGCAGUGAUCCGACAGAUGAUGCUCAAGACACAUCCCGUGAACAGACUGAAACUCUAAUGAAGACGGCUUCUAAUGGGACAUCUCAUAAUAAGACUGAGGCUGCUGAUGAGACACAACUGUAACAUAAUUUAUUUUAUUGAAAGGGAAAUUUAAGAGAAGAUGGGAAAUUAGAGAAAAGCAUCAACAGAAAUUUUCACAAUGUCAAGGUUUCAGUGUAGUGUCAUUAAUGGUGAGUUCAGUUUGGCGUCUUGACGGCACUAUUUACACACUACUUAACACUACAACAUUACUUCAAACUGAUGUUUUCAGAGGGAUCCUUGAGAAAUGAAACAUUUCACUGAAACUUUGUGUUUUUGUAAUUUAGUUUGCAAAGCUUUGUGGUUAAAGAAAAGCAGAAGGUUCAGAUUCUGUAAGGGUUGAUCCAUGAAAUCUCACAAUUAUAUGCAUGAUCAAGACUCUGAA
Molecule: messenger RNA, 1567 nt
Organism: Cyprinus carpio (common carp)
Lineage: Eukaryota; Metazoa; Chordata; Actinopteri; Cypriniformes; Cyprinidae
Exons: 6
Coding region: 220-1227 (335 amino acids)
Source: RefSeq, a predicted model, not a curated record